Solea solea (common sole) is the source of this 2102-nucleotide messenger RNA. RefSeq names its product tripartite motif-containing protein 16-like. The coding region runs from base 123 to 1799 and encodes 558 amino acids. NCBI's taxonomy places the organism in Eukaryota, Metazoa, Chordata, Actinopteri, Pleuronectiformes, Soleidae. The transcript has a single exon. Gene Ontology annotation, molecular function: protein binding; zinc ion binding. The record is from RefSeq and is a predicted model, not a curated record.
GGUUACUGUCCUCUCAGAUGUGCAGUUUGAACCACUCUGCCACAUGUUUUGGAGAUCAGCUCAAACCAGUUCCGCCUCUGGGAAAGUGAAACUCAAGACAGUCAUCAUUACCGAGAGGUGAAAUGGCGCAGCAAGAAAAUCAGCUGGACCGAGACAGAAUCUGUUGUUCGAUCUGUUUGGAUCCACUGAAGGAUCCAGUGGCUCUUUCUUGUGGACACAACUACUGUAUGAACUGUAUUAAAAACCACUGGGACACAGAGGACGGGAAGAUGGUCUACAGCUGCCCUCUGUGUAGAGAGACCUUCGCACCAAGGCCUAAACUGAUGAAAAACACCAUGUUGGAAGAUUUAGUAGAGGAGGUGAAGAAGACUGGACUCCAAGCUGCUCCUGCUGAUCACUGCUAUGCUGGAGCUGAAGAUGUCGCCUGUGAUGUCUGCACAGUGAGGAAACUGAAAGCUCUCAAGUCCUGUUUGGUUUGUUUGGCCUCUUACUGUGAGGAACACCUCCAGCCUCAUUAUCAAUCACCUCCAUUAAAAAAACACAACCUGCUGGACCCCUCCAAGAAGCUGAAGGAGAACAUCUGCCCUUGUCACGAUGAGGUGAUGAAGAUGUUCUGCCGCACAGAUCAGCAGUGUAUCUGUUAUCUCUGCUCUGUGGAACAGCAUAAAGGCCACGACAUAGUCUCAGCUGCAGCAGAAAGGACACACAGGCAGAAAGAGCUGGGGCUGAUUGUAAAAGAAAUCCAGCAGGGACUUGUGGACAGAGAUGUAGAUGUGAUGGUGCUUGAACAGCAGGUGAGGGCUGUCAAUCGUUCUGCCGAUAAAGCAGUGAAGGACAAUGAGAAGAUCAUCAAUGAGGUGAUGCAUCUCCUGCAGAAAAUAAGCUCUGAUGUGAAACUCCAGAUCAGAUCCCAACAGAAAACUGAAUUGAGUCGAGUCAGAGAUCUUCAGGAGAAGCUGUGGCAGGAGAUCACUGAGCUGAAGAGGAGAGAAGAUGAACUGAAGCAGCUCUCACUCACACAGGACCACAACCAGUUUCUCUUCAACUACCACUCACUGUCAGCGCUCAGUCCUUCUACACACUCAUCCAGCAUCAAUGUCUGUCCUCCGAGAUACUUUGAGGACAUGACAGCAGCUGUGUCAGAGUUCAUGGGUCAACUACAGGAUGUCCUGACUGAGACAUGGAAUCAUAACUCACCGACAGAGAAUCAAGUGGACGUUUUUCUGUCACAACCAGAGCCAAAGACCAGAGCUGAAUUCCUCAGAUAUUCACAGGAAAUCACAUUGGAUCCAAACACAGCAAACACAUAUCUGUUAUUGUAUGGGGGAAACAGAAAAGUAAAAGUCAUGAAAGAAGAACAGUCUUAUUCUAGUCGACCAGACAGAUUCACUGAUGUGUGUCAGGUCCUGAGUAGAGAGAGUCUGACUGGCCGUUGUUACUGGGAGGUUGAGUGGAGAGUUAGUGUUGGUGUUGCGGUCACAUACAAGAAUAUCAGCAGGACAGGAGACUCAGAUGAAUGUGUAUUUGGAUUAAGUGACAAAUCUUGGGUAUUCUAUUGUUUACACGACCGUUGCUACUUGGCUCACAACAGGAUCAGCACUAAAGUCUCAGAUAAUUUGUCUUCCAGAGUAGGCAUGUACCUGGAUCACAGUGCAGGUAUUCUGUCCUUCUACAGUGUCUCUGACACCAUGACUCUCCUCCAUAGAGUCCAGACCACAUUCACUCAGCCUCUCUAUGCUGGAGUUCGUCUUUAUUAUUAUUAUCCUGGAAUCACAGCCAAAUUCUGUGAACUGAAAUAGUCUGUAGCAGUGAGUUUAAAUCUGUAACAUCUCUGGUCACAUUUCUGAAAUUACCUGUUGGGUGGGUACUUUGGUGACUUGCCAUGUCUUGUUUGUCAAGACUUGUUUUUUCUCUUCCACAACAUGAGAGAAGUCACCAGACCUUCAUUUCUCACAGUUUUCUUCUCUCGUUGUGAAAACAGAGGUCAGUAACCACACUUAACUACAGUUGAAACAAUUAUUAAUCAGUUACUAAAUGAAUUGUCAUUCAUUUUGAUAAUCUAUUAAUUGGUUUGAAGCUUUUUUUCAUGAUUAAAACAAUAU